GAUCCUCACAUCUAUGAAAGCCAAGCCACGCCACCAAGCCGUCACCAUGUCCACUUCGCUGCGGGUCAGCCCAUCCAUCCACGGCUACCACUUCGACACAGCCUCUCGCAAGAAAGCCGUGGGCAACAUCUUUGAAAACAUCGACCAAGAGUCACUACAGAGGCUCUUCAAAAACUCUGGGGACAAGAAAGCAGAGGAGAGAGCCAAGAUCAUUUUGGCCAUAGAUCAAGACCUGGAGGAGAAAACACGGGCCCUGAUGGCCCUGAAGAAAAGAACAAAAGACAAGCUUUUCCAGUUCCUGAAGCUGCGGAAAUAUUCCAUCAAAGUGCACUGAGGCCGGGAGAAUGGACAAGGACGUCACCCGAGAAAGGACAUGGACAGGCCGAGUGAGUGUGGGACCCUGACACGGGCGCUGCGCUGCUCCCUGCCAGCUUCUCCUCAGGACUCCCAGGCUGGAAAGGGACAGAGCAACUAGUGACAAGGACUCCAACCAAUCUCACGCCUGAGCUGGGACAGUGCAGAGCGAAAUGCUUUCUGCAAGGAUCUGAAAACCCUCGGGGCCCGAAAGGACUGAUGCUGGUGUCAGGAGAAGAGCCUGGACAGAUGCAAUGAGCACUGAAACCGAGGAAGGCAGAUGCCCAGGAAGAGCUGCAGCCAGGGGCUCUCUGUCGGGCCCUGGGACUUAAAUCCAACCUGAACUAUUUUUAUUUUUUUCCUUAACCAAAGUGGGAAAGGAGAGAGAGGAGGGAGGGGGAGGGAGAGGGAAACAGGGAGAGAGAAUGUCAUGCUCCAGUUGUUUACUGAAAUUUUUAUUUGAAGUUUCAAGAUGUCUCCAAGCUUCAAUGUUGUCUAUUGGUAUAGAUUUCUAGAGCUUGGUAAUUGAUGAUUUAUUUGCAUUUAUUACGAUGCCUGAAAAGUACACCACAUGGGUGUGAGUACAAAGUCAAGGAGCUGCAGUACCUUCAGCAGCUCAGCAAAGCCAUACCCCAUCUUCUGGUUAGUAAAGGGUUUUUAUGUUUUCAAAUUGGUUGCACAAAAGUUAAAAUGAUGGUUCCUUCAGAAAUCCAAAGUACUGUGAAAAAAUUUAUAAUUUUUUUUAUCUUGUAACUAAUGCUAAAGUAUAAUCUAAUUAAAUUUCUUACAGUUACUGCAGUGAGCAUUAGGAAGUAAAUAUGGUAUAUUAAAUAGUUUAGAAAGAUGCUAUGGUUUCUAUAAUUUAUUAUAUAUGACAAAUGAUAUGCAACCAUAAUAAAUUAUUAUAAACUUGACUACUCUUGGUCUGUGAUGAUUGGAUUCAAAGAAAAAAAUAAGAUGAUAAAUUAUUACUAUAAACUAUUACAAACUUUUCUAAGGAUUUUACUCUAAGAGUAAAAGAUGACUUAAGGUUAGCUUUACAUUAAUUUCCAAACUUCUUCAAACCAAAUUUUUACAUCAAAUAUUCAGGAAGUUUCUUUCUAACUUUAAAAUAUAAGGUACAGACAUUAGAAAUGUAUGGAUUGACUUAUCAACAUUGUUGUUUAUGUCUCCACUGAGGGUGAGUUUUGAAAGGCUUUUCUCUCCAUAUUUUUGAAAUUUUUCCUCUGUGGCUACAGUAACUCUGUAAAUUUGUACAUUUAUUUCUCCCUAAACAAUAUAUUUGGGGGUUAGAGCCUGAAUUAUGAUCAUGACUCUGUGGGGUAUCAAUGUUUAUUUAAUAUAAACCAAUAUGGGAAUAAUAUUA
Molecule: messenger RNA, 1720 nt
Organism: Miniopterus natalensis
Lineage: Eukaryota; Metazoa; Chordata; Mammalia; Chiroptera; Miniopteridae
Gene: TCIM
Product: transcriptional and immune response regulator
Biological process (GO): endothelial cell activation involved in immune response; negative regulation of Notch signaling pathway
Cellular component (GO): nucleus; cytosol
Molecular function (GO): Notch binding
Source: RefSeq, a predicted model, not a curated record